CGUGUUCUGUUCUUUCUAAAUUAUCCUGCUCUUUCGCGACGUCACUCGACUACACCUACACUACACUAGACUUACACGAUUCCCAACCACUAUACUACCUACUACCUCCCACCACCACCAGCAGCAGCCUCGGUCCCUUUUCUUCCCUCUUAUCGGUCCCACCACCGCCGCUUGUUUUACCCCGCGCUAUCCGAAACUCCGUGUCUUCUCUCGUCCUUCGCUGCGCCGUCCAUCCCGCACACGCAUCCCUGACGCACCCCUCUCCUACCCUCAUAUAUCACCGAAUUUGACACUGUGGUGUACGCAUAGUUGACAAUGGGCAAGUCACAGUCGAAGCUCUCCCCCGCUCAGCUGGACGAACUCCAAAAGGCGACACAUUUCGAUAAGAAGGAACUGCAGCAAUGGUAUAAGGGCUUCCUCAAAGACUGCCCGUCGGGCACCCUCACCAAGGAAGAAUUCCAGAAGAUCUACCGCCAGUUCUUCCCCUUCGGCGACCCGUCCUCGUUCGCGAACUACGUGUUCCGGGUAUUCGACUCGGACAACAGCGGAAUGAUCGACUUCAAGGAGUUCAUCUGUGCCCUGUCGGUGACCUCGCGGGGCAAGAUGGAGGAUAAGCUGGACUGGGCGUUCCAGCUGUACGACAUCGACGGCGACGGGAAGAUCACGUACGAUGAGAUGUUGGCGAUCGUGGAGGCGAUCUAUAAGAUGGUCGGCUCGAUGGUAAAACUCCCCGAGGACGAAGACACCCCCGAGAAACGGGUGCGCAAGAUCUUCCGCAUGAUGGACAAGGACGAGAACGGGAGCCUGGACAUGGAGGAGUUCAAGGAGGGGAGCAAACGGGACGAGACAAUCGUGAGCGCCCUCUCGCUGUACGAUGGGUUGGUAUAGAGCCAGUCCUCUUGCAUGUUGUUUUCUACUUUCUCUCUCCCCACUCGGUGAAACCGGCGCUUACCCGUUCUCGCUUUUUCGUCUUCUGCUACUUCAUGCCUGCCUGUUUUUUAGCUGUGUCGUGUGCGAUGUGGUGAGCUCUACGUUACGUUACGUGAUACAUGUAUGUUUUUUUCUUUUGUUGUUGUUGUUGCUGCUGUUGUUGU
This is a messenger RNA of Aspergillus uvarum CBS 121591, 1094 nucleotides long. Its product is annotated as EF-hand domain-containing protein. Gene Ontology annotation, cellular component: membrane; cytosol; intracellular membrane-bounded organelle. The record is from RefSeq and is a predicted model, not a curated record. The coding region runs from base 316 to 888 and encodes 190 amino acids. The transcript is spliced from 4 exons. Lineage: Eukaryota; Fungi; Ascomycota; Eurotiomycetes; Eurotiales; Aspergillaceae. Gene Ontology annotation, molecular function: calcium ion binding.